AUGCCGGUGGCCAAGAUGAGUGAGACGCUUCAGCUGCCCUCCUUGCAGGUGUCCGAGCCACAGGUGGCGGAGGAGCAGGGGAAAGCCUGGUCCAGUUCCUCCACUCCGACCUUGCGCCGAAAGCGUUUCAGGAUGCGCCGUGCCAGGAACGCCGAAGAGCUGAACCCGGAGGCCGCUUCUUCCUCCUCCUCGAAGGAGUUCCUUCAGCUUCCCUCCAUCGAAAUUACACCCUCCAGCGAUGAGGACACCCCUCCUUGGUCCAACUGCUCCACGCCGAGCGCCUCUCCCCGGCGCAAACGCUUCCUCAUUCGGAAGUGGUUGACCGUGAGGGAGAAGAAAGAGUGCAGUGAGAGCAGCAGCCAACACAGCAGUCAUGAAGAUGACCCCUCCAGAUUUCUGAGCCCCCGACUACAUGAUGACAGCACUGCCAGUAACUCGAACCGCAGUACUCCCGCUUGCUCCCCAGUCCUGCGCAAACGUUCCCGGUCUCCCACACCACAGGACCCCCAAGGAGACACCAUGGUGGAGAAGGGGUCGGAUCAUUCUUCGGACAAAUCUCCUUCCACGCCAGAGCAAGGCGUACAACGCAGCUGUUCCUCCCAAUCCGGUCGUGGUGGGGCCAAGAAUUCUAAGGUGUUGAGUCCCACCUACAAACAACGGAAUGAAGACUUCAGGAAACUUUUCAAGCAGCUUCCCGAGACGGAGCGCCUCAUUGUUGAUUACUCCUGUGCCCUUCAAAGAGAUAUUCUCUUGCAAGGACGACUCUACCUCUCUGAAAACUGGAUUUGUUUCUACAGCAACAUCUUCCGCUGGGAAACCUUGUUGACUGUCCGUUUGAAGGACAUCUGCACCAUGACCAAGGAGAAAACUGCACGGCUCAUUCCUAACGCUAUUCAAGUUUGCACAGACACUGAAAAGCACUUUUUCACUUCCUUUGGUGCCCGGGAUAGGACGUACAUGAUGAUGUUUCGCCUCUGGCAGAAUGCUCUCCUUGAAAAGCCCUUGUGUCCAAAGGAGCUUUGGCAUUUUGUACAUCAGUGUUACGGCAAUGAGUUGGGGUUGACGAGCGAUGAUGAAGACUAUGUUCCUCCUGAUGAAGAUUUCAACACCAUGGGUUACUGUGAGGAGAUCCCCGUGGAAGAAAAUGAAGUCAACGACAGCUCCUCCAAAAGUAGCAUGGAGGUCAAAGCUGAAGUGAGCCCUCAGCUUCCCAAGAAGUCUCUUACCAACAGCAGCACGUUGACUCCUACAACAAACAAUGAAGCUCCAAUCCCG
This is a messenger RNA of Notechis scutatus (mainland tiger snake), 1275 nucleotides long. NCBI's taxonomy places the organism in Eukaryota, Metazoa, Chordata, Lepidosauria, Squamata, Elapidae. The record is from RefSeq and is a predicted model, not a curated record.